Messenger RNA from Salvelinus fontinalis (brook trout), 3550 nucleotides. RefSeq names its product pre-B-cell leukemia transcription factor 3-like. Gene Ontology annotation, biological process: embryonic organ development; animal organ morphogenesis; regulation of transcription by RNA polymerase II. The record is from RefSeq and is a predicted model, not a curated record. Bases 1081 to 2493 code for a protein of 470 amino acids. Gene Ontology annotation, molecular function: RNA polymerase II cis-regulatory region sequence-specific DNA binding; DNA-binding transcription factor activity, RNA polymerase II-specific. The transcript is spliced from 11 exons. Gene Ontology annotation, cellular component: nucleus. Lineage: Eukaryota; Metazoa; Chordata; Actinopteri; Salmoniformes; Salmonidae.
UAGUUGGAUCACGUGAGCUACAGAAAGGGGUUAUUCUCCACAGAUAGUUUCAUUCUAGCGUUUUUAUAGCACUCAACUCGAUAAUGUCUGUGCGCCGUAACCUUGCAUGGGUUAACGCGUCUUUUUAUGCACAAUCAAAUUAAGAGUGAUACUUUGCGUUGUCUGAAUAGGUGCCCUCUUCAGAUCAACAUCAUCAUAUCUCAGUGUUAUGUGCUGUAGUAAGAGCCGAGGGGUAGCCUGCAGGAGGAGUGACAAGGGACUUACAUCUCAGAAAGGGGUGGAGCUUCAUACCGUUCCUCUAUUUUUUUUGAUGCAAUAGCGUUCAGUCUAUCACGUCGUCCCAAUCGCUCAGCACACCACCAAAAGCCGUCAACUAACCUAAGACUGACGUUAUUUUGACAGGAGUAGACCUACAGGAAUUUACGCAUUGCUAUUUGUUGCGCAAUCAUACCAUUUCUUUGUCAAAUUUUUCAACUUUUAAAAGUGGCCUACUCGUUCGCUAUUUUUCAAGCACAUUAUUACCUUGAUUUUAGCAUCCGGGAAUCCACUGCAACUUUGGAGAAAAGCAAGUGGUGCCUUUUGACAUUGUUAUUUUAGCUGUAGCACAUUGUGUUGGGUUGCAAGUUGCGCUUGGAUUGCUGGUUCUAUGGAAUCUUGGAAGUUCGUAUCAAGACCAGAACAACGAGAAUGCCAAGAGGAUACGCAGGGAGAAUCGGUUGAAGACAACAUUCAGACUGAAAACAGCAAGGACCUUUUUGCAUGAAUAGGCUACCUGCAAGACACACCUCUAUUGCCUAGGCUACUCAGAUGAAUAAGUGUUAGAUAAUGAAUAUCAUAUUGAUUUUAGACUGAAACAUAAUUUUCAUUACAUGCUGUGAAUUGAAGAAAACUAUCAGAGAAGAUUUUUUAUAGUCGAGUACCGUUCUCGGUAACCUAUAAUUUACAAUUUUCUGUAACAGAUCGCGUUCAAUUUUCAAUGUGCCAUCAGCCGGACAAUAUUGCUCCUGUAUGUGAUUGAAACAUAUACAAUCUUCUCUUUUUGCCUCGCUGAAAAGCGCAUAUUGAUUGUGUUGCGGCAUCAUGAUGGAGGAACAAGCCCGGAUAAUGCAGGCGCUCAGCGGCGUGACUCUGGCUGGCCAUUCGGUACAAGGAGGCAUGGGACUACCGCCGCCCCACGGACACGAGGGGACCGAUGGGGACGGAAGAAAACAAGAUAUUGGGGACAUUCUUCAUCAAAUAAUGACAAUUACCGACCAGAGUCUGGAUGAGGCGCAAGCAAAGAAACAUGGAUUGAACUGUCACAGAAUGAAGCCCGCGCUCUUCAGCGUUCUCUGCGAAAUCAAAGAGAAAACAGGUCUCAGUAUCCGGGGUGCUCAGGAGCAGGAUCCUCCGGACCCCCAGCUCAUGAGGCUGGACAACAUGCUGCUGGCCGAGGGCGUGUCCGGGCCAGAGAAAGGUGGUGGGUCUGCGGCUGCCGCGGCAGCAGCCGCUGCGGCGGGGGGCGGAGCCGACAGCUCCAUUGAACACUCGGACUACAGGGCCAAGCUGACGCAAAUCAGACAGAUUUACCACACAGAGCUGGAGAAAUAUGAGCAGGCGUGUAAUGAGUUCACCACCCAUGUGAUGAACCUGCUGAGGGAGCAGAGUCGUACGCGGCCCAUCUCUCCCAAGGAGAUCGAGCGCAUGGUGGGGAUCAUCCACCGCAAGUUCAGCUCCAUCCAGAUGCAGCUCAAACAAAGCACCUGUGAAGCCGUCAUGAUCCUACGCUCCAGAUUCCUUGAUGCCAGACGGAAAAGGCGGAACUUCAGCAAGCAGGCCACGGAGAUCCUGAACGAGUACUUCUACUCACAUCUCAGCAACCCUUACCCCAGCGAGGAGGCCAAAGAGGAACUGGCUAAAAAGUGCAGCAUCACUGUGUCCCAGGGUGUUGGGGCCACCAUCACAGUGUCACAGGUGUCCAAUUGGUUCGGCAACAAGAGGAUCCGGUACAAGAAGAACAUCGGCAAGUUCCAGGAGGAGGCUAACCUCUAUGCAGCCAAAACAGCGGUGACGGCAACCCACGCCGUGGCAGCAGCCAUUCACAACAGCCAGGCCAACUCACCCACCACGCCCAACUCUGGCUUCCAGAUGAAAGAUGAGGAAUUUCAACUGGACUCUGCUGAGAGCAAAAACUCCCUUUUAACCAACAUGUUCACAGCCGGUUCCUCUGCCUCUUUUAGCCUCCCUAACUCUGGGGACAUGUUCAUGAACAUGCAGAGUCUGAAUGGGGCCUCUUACCAGGGGGCUCAAGUCGGAGAUAAUGUGCAGUCACAGGGGGAUACCAUACGCCAUGCUAUCAGUCAGACGGUCGGAUACAAUGACGGGCUCCGGCAUCCCAUGUACAGUCCUCACAGUCUAAAUGGUAACGGGGGAUGGCACGGUGCACCUACUCCCUCCUCAGUGACGUCCCCAAACGAAGGGCCAGGCAGUGUGCACUCUGAUACCUCAAACUGACCACCUCACUGAUCGUCUCUUUUCCACCUAAUAUGCUACCGUGCCCUCGACCAAUGUGACUGAACCAAACAGAGGCCAAACAGAACCAAUCACCUCCCUCGACUAAGUCUAACCCCUCACCCCUCCACUCCAGACAAUGUCGGCCAUUUUGUAAAAUCCCAUCCAAUAACCUUCACAGUCAAGACUGAUAUGAUUGGAUACAGCUUUUAGCAACAUUUUCUGAAUAUAAAUAUAUAUUAACUGACAGACUGACGAGUUGGGGUUCUGAAUGGGAAGUCUAGAGAAGCUAAGAGUAGAUUUAUUCAAGUAAAAACUGAAGACCGUGCGUCUCUCUCAACCCUUCAGAUCUACUUUUUUGACACUUUUUACUUUUUUUUGGCCAACUAAGACUGAAGGCAACAUAGAUGUGGUCCAAUGGAUUUUCUUCUGCCAGUGUCACUAUACACCUGUUGUGGGGACAGCGGAAUCAUUGGAAGUUGCAGGUGCGCAACUGACGAAAGGUUUACUUGCUGCGAUGCUCCAAUGGGACUUUCUGCACCUCUAGUGGACUCGCUGUAUUUCUGAUACUAACAUCCCGGAUUUAACAUGUUUUGGGGAUUGACACGAUGAAGGACAUUUAAAACGGCAGCUUUUUUUUUUGUCAUGCUCUUAUUCUCAACACGAGUCCUCUUGCUGAACAUGAAUUUCUAAACCUUUUAUUGGACACUGUGCAUUCAGUUCGAAUGGAUAUAUUCAGUCAUUUGAUAGUAUUCACUCCAAUGCUGUCUCAACAUUCAUAUUUGUAUGAUCAUGUCUUACCAUAUCUUACAAAAUGACAUUUACAAAUAGUAAUACCAUUGGAGGAGAUCCCGAGAAUUGUGUGUCAAAACAGAACUGUAAUGAUUUACCUCGUGAAAAUGACGACGUCACCAUUUCAAACGGAUUUUUAGUAACUUAGAGUACUACCUCUUCUUAACCUAGCAUUACUAACAUCUGACUAUUCUAAAUCCCAAUUUUACUUUUGUUUUACAUGUCUUGUAAUUAGCUCUUGUACUUUUGAUCUUGUUGGGGGGGGGGG